AUGGUCGAUAGAUUCGACUCCUACUUCCCCGGCCGCAUCAUCGGCCAACAACAAGAUGACGAUGGAUCCACGGUAUAUGUGUCCACCGACAACGGCUGGACCAACGACGAGAGAAGCGUCACCGGUAACCCCAGCCCGCCGAGGCUCGCUGGUCCAGCCACUCAUUUGAAUUCUCCCAACCUCAUCGACUUUGAUUCGUCUGAUUACGGGGAUAUUCCUCCCAGUGAUAACAUCACGGAGAAGAUCACUAAUUCCAUGAAUCAAAACUCUGACCGACCUGGAACCGACAAUGCCGUCAAGGGGGCCCAAUCACUUAAUCUCGGUUCUUAUUCCCAGACUCUCAGCGAAGGCAAUCUAGAUCGUGCAUCGGCAGAGUCCACUUCCACCGGCUCGUAA
Messenger RNA from Colletotrichum navitas, 396 nucleotides. RefSeq lists its product as uncharacterized. The transcript has a single exon. Bases 1 to 396 code for a protein of 131 amino acids. NCBI's taxonomy places the organism in Eukaryota, Fungi, Ascomycota, Sordariomycetes, Glomerellales, Glomerellaceae. The record is from RefSeq and is a predicted model, not a curated record.